UACGACAUAUGUCAGUGUCAUACCACAAGUCACAACAGAAAUUCGAAAGUCUUCAUCAGGGGAUUGCAAUAAUAUUGUUUUCGCUUACUUUUGAGUAGUAACAUUCCAAUAAUUACUUGAGACGGCGUAAUGGAGGAAGUGUAUAUUUUAUCAUUGGACAUUGGGACAAGUACUAUCCGCUCUGUGAUUUAUAACUCUAGGACUGAAAUUGUAGGAAAUGCCUUUAAUCAGGUAGUUUUGCAUUACCCGAAACCUGGGUUUGUGGAAAUUGAUCCAGAGGAACUAUGGGUAUCGAUUAUUGAAGCCGUGAAGAAAUCUUUACAAGAUGCGAGUUUAUCCGCGGGUCAAAUCGCAGCGAUGGGCAUAUCGACCCAGCGCAGUACGUUCAUCACGUGGUCGCGUAAGACUGGUCGACCUUUUCACAGAUUCUGCACGUGGAAAGAUAUAAGGGCUGAUAAACUAGUCAAGGAAUGGAACAAUUCAUAUACAUGGAAGUGCAUAAAAGUUGGGGCUUAUAUAUUGCAUAUGGUAUCGAGAAGUAAGCGAUUUAAAGCCGGAAGCGUUUUCAAAUUCUCAAAUAAUCAGACUACAUUAAGAUUGUUCUGGGCGCUGAAUAAUGUGCAAUCACUUAAGACUGCGGUGGAGAGCGGAGAUGCGAUGUUCGGUACACUGGAUACAUGGCUAUUGUACAAGUUAACAGGUAACAAGUUGCACAUGUCAGACGUGUCUUCGGCGUCUGCAACUGGUUUCUUUGACCCAUUCACAAUGCAGUGGGCGGGGUGGGCAAUGUCGAUAUUCGGUAUACCAAUGUCUGCUCUACCGGAAGUCGUGGAUACAGCGGGUGAUCAUUUUACAAGUACCGACCCGGAGAUCUUUGGAUGUGCUAUACCGAUUAGAUGUUGCAUAGCUGAUCAAACGGCAUCAAUGUGGGGUUCUUGCUGUUUCGACGUGGGCGAGGUGAAGUUGACGAUGGGCACGGGGACGUUUUUCAACAUAAACACGGGUCGCACGCCGCACGCCAGCGUGUCGGGCCUGUACCCGGUGGUGGGCUGGCGGCUGGGCAACGAGCUCGUCUUCUCUGCGGAAGGAGCCAAUAACGAUACAGCCACUGUAAUUAAAUGGGCUCAGAGCAUAAAUCUGUUCGAAAACCCUUCAGAUACAGCUGACAUAGCAAUGUCGGUGUCGGACACAGAUGGUGUAUACUUUAUACCGGCUUUUAGCGGAUUAGGGCCGCCAUACAACGACUGCACCGCGGGUACUGGCUUCGUUGGCAUCAAGCCGUCAACCAAUAAAGCGCAUCUCGUGCGUGCUGUACUGGAAGCGAUCGCCUUCCGCACUGUCCAGCUAUUCCAGUGUAUACGUUCUGAGACUUCAUACGCUUUCCACAGUAUAAGGGUGGACGGCGGCGUGUCGAACAAUGAGUUCAUCGCGCAGCUGGUGUCGGACCUGACCGGCCUGAGGGUGGAGAGACCGGAGCAGGUGGAGAUGUCCUCGCUCGGCUGCGCGCACAUCGUCGGAUUGCAUUUAGGUAUAUUCAAAUCAAAAGACGAGAUAAUAUCUUUACGAAAGAUCGGUAAGAUUUUUACACCGCGGGCGUAUGUUAAGAAGAAUUACGAAUAUACAUUCUCUCGUUGGGAGGAUGCUGUGAAAAGAAUGUGUGGCUGGUACACCGAGCCUAGAGCCACACAAGCCGUCUCCGAUACGAACGUUGUAGCGCGGAAAGAUAACAAAAUGCCGGCCACACAAAAUGGCGGACACGCUAAAUAGCGCCGGCUUAUGUUUCUGCUAGCAAUGAUAUUUUGCUUGCCUUUGAUCAGAUGACAUUGGCUUGGAUAUAAUUGGUCAAUUAGCCGACAUUUUUUUAAUUGGGUAAGUUGAAGCGUUUAUGGUGACGGUCAGAGACAAUUUGGUAAAUCGACAUGGUGGUAGUGUUUUAAGUAUUUUUUUGUACCUGGUUUUAGCUCUCUUUUUACGGAAGACUAAUUUGAAAGAGAUUUUUUUUAAUAGAAAAUGUAGUAAAUUUAAAGUGCAUAGGAUUAAACAUUAAGGUGGCUACACACUAUGGGUUCACAUUUUGAACUUGCCUUUAUGCCAAUGUGCAGUUCUUGAAAUUGUGUGUUACAUCCUUUAUUGAUUUUUUAAAUGAAUUCGUGGUUUUCAUAGAAGUAAGAAAAUCAUGCCUUGAGUAAAUUUACUCCUGUUUUGUAAUAGAUAAUCGUCUUUAAUUGUUUUUUAUUAAAUCCUGUUUGCUUAAUAUAAGGUAGACAGAAAUGGUAUGGAUUUGCAAUUUUAAGUAUUGCUAGGGUUAGGAAAUGUCAAUUUAUUUAUUUGUAAGUUUAGUGAAAUAUUAUAAAAUAAGUAGAUAAAUAACAAUUGUAAUGAGAUUUUUGUAAAAUAGUUUCAAUGCUACGCAAUUGCUUAAUCAAAGAAUUGUAAAUAUGCUAUAUAUGCAUGAAGACAUUUUUUUUAAA
Molecule: messenger RNA, 2471 nt
Organism: Papilio xuthus (Asian swallowtail)
Lineage: Eukaryota; Metazoa; Arthropoda; Insecta; Lepidoptera; Papilionidae
Product: putative glycerol kinase 5
Exons: 11
Coding region: 130-1767 (545 amino acids)
Biological process (GO): glycerol metabolic process; triglyceride metabolic process; phosphorylation
Cellular component (GO): mitochondrion
Molecular function (GO): kinase activity
Source: RefSeq, a predicted model, not a curated record